Molecule: messenger RNA, 1177 nt
Organism: Penaeus monodon (black tiger shrimp)
Lineage: Eukaryota; Metazoa; Arthropoda; Malacostraca; Decapoda; Penaeidae
Product: serine/threonine-protein kinase SMG1-like
Exons: 8
Coding region: 143-1177 (344 amino acids)
Source: RefSeq, a predicted model, not a curated record
GUUCGCAAAGGGCGGCUCAGACGUAAACAAAUGGUGCAGGAGGAACGUCUUGCUGCCAGAUUUACCUUGGGUUUUGGAGGAAAUUAGUGACGAUGGCGUUUUAAUUAUAUCGGGACUGUAUAUGGUUCGGAUACCCUAGAAGAUGGUCGGUGGCAGUACAGGUGAUAGAGAUGAGGGUGGAGGAGGAAGAAUUCAUCGAGAAUAUCGUGGAGGAGGAGGAGGAGGAGGAAGAGGAAGUGGCCGCUACCGGCGAGGGCUGACACAUCACCGUCACUCCAUGCCGGGUGAGCGACGUGGUCUCUCAGAGGGGCAUUCAGAAGAUGAUCCUAAAGCAGAUACAGAGAAGACAGAGGUUGUAAAACAUCGGUCUCAUAAAGAUCUCAGUCGUGGCUUUAGUGAAGACUCAAGAAUUUCAAAGCAGUUAAGGAGACUUUCUCGAGAGGAUGAUGCAGAGCGGUAUCUUGCCCAAGUCCAGCAGCUUCAGGAAUCAAUAAUGCUGAAUGAAAAUGUGAAAUAUGUUCGCCGAAAUGCCGAGCAUCUUUUGGACUCGCUUUUCGAACUGCUUCAUGCAGCCCCAUCACCCCCUUGUCGCUGGGAAAUCACUCGCUGUGUUGGUCGUGUUGGCCAUGUCAUGGAAGGUGACAUUAAGAGAUUUGUGGAUGUAACACUAGAUCGACUUGAUACUUGGCGUGCAGCAGAAAUGAAGGUUCUGGUGUUAAGGUGUAUCUUGGAGAUGUUGAAAUUAGAUUCUGAUGGGUCUCAGCUGAGUCAGGUUGGAGAAAGAAUUGUAGAAGGAUUGCAGGUCGUGUUGGAGGGAACAGAAACUCCAGAAGUGAUGGUGGCUACUGUGGAUGUGCUAAGGGAACUGAAUGUCAACCAUAGUCAUAUCCUCAAUAACUAUUUCCAAGAUAUUGUUGACAUACUGGUAGGAUGGCACAUUGACCACCAUCAGUCACCAGAAGUUAUGAAGUAUGUGUCUAUGGCACUGAGGAGCUUCUCACAACUCUGGCUAGCAAAUGUCCCUAUUGCAGCAACUCUUCUCUCACAGUUUGUUGAGGAUAUGGAGGACUAUUGUGAGGACUUGGAAAGGGGAAUGUCUGGUCGCUCAACACCUGAAGAUGAAGUGGCAUCAGACCCAGUAAUCUGUGCCAAGAAAGUAGCUGCAUUUAUUAGGUAA